GAAUUUGAUCGAAGUGUCUCUAAAGUUUUUCACGUGUCAAAGUUUUUAUGUCCAUUCAAAAUAUAGUAAAAUUACACAUUAAUUUGACGUAUGGAGCGAUUUUUUAAAUUAUCAUAGAUCUUUAAAUGGAUGAACAAUUGAAAAACCAAAAGAAUUAACAAGAAAUUAAAUAUUUCAUAAAAAAAGGAGCUAAAAAUAUUGAAGCUUAUCGAGAGAAAUUACUUUAAUAUCAAGAUGCCAACUAUUGGAAUAAAACGUGAUUUAUUAUUUCAAGCAUUGGAUAAAACAUAUUCUGAUGAUGAAUUUCAAGAUUUGUGUUUCAAAUUUGGUUUGGAAUUAGAUGAGGUGACAACAGAAAAACAAAUGAUAGCGAAAGAACAAGGCUCUAGUCAAGAAGAUGCAUCUGAAGAUAUCAUCUAUAAAAUUGAUAUACCUGCUAACAGAUAUGACCUUUUGUGCUUAGAGAGUUUAAGUGUUGGACUACUUAUCUUUUUGAACAAGAUACCUAUUCCACAUUAUAAGACAAUAAAAUCAAAAACAGGAAUAGAAAAAAUUGUGAUGAGUCCAGAAUGCUUAAAAAUAAGAGGCCACAUAGUUGCAGCAAUUUUGCGUAAUGUAACUUUGACACAAGAUUCUUACAAUAGUUUUAUUGAUCUUCAAGAUAAAUUGCAUCAAAAUAUAGGAAGAAAGCGCAGUCUAGUUUCUAUUGGUACUCAUGAUUUAGAUACAAUUAAAGGCCCAUUUUUAUAUGAUGCCAAACCACCAACGGAGAUAUGUUUCAAACCACUUAAUCAGGACAAAGAAUAUACAGGUGAAGGCAUCAUGCAAUUGUAUGCAACACAUUCGCAACUCAAGCAAUAUUUGCCCAUCAUAAAAGACAGUCCUGUUUAUCCAGUGAUAUAUGAUAGUAAUGGAAUUAUUUUGUCUCUUCCUCCUAUCAUUAAUGGAGAUCAUUCAAAGAUAACUCUUAAUACAAAAAAUAUUUUUAUUGAAUGCACUGCAACUGAUCUCACAAAGGCAAGAAUCGCAGUGGACACUAUAGUCUGUGCUUUCAGUCAGUAUUGCAGCAAGAAAUAUGUAGCUGAAACUGUAGAAGUGGUAUAUCCUGAUAAUCAAACUUUUUAUUACCCAAGUUUAAAGUAUCGAGUGGAAGAAAUUAACUGUAAUAAAGCACUAAAUUAUAUUGGUAUUAAACAGACACCAGAACAGAUUGCACAGUUAUUGUCAAAGAUGUCAUUAAAAUCUAAAGUAAAGGAUAAUGAUAAAUUAGUUGUAGAAAUACCACCAACAAGACACGAUGUGAUACAUCUUUGUGACAUUUAUGAAGAUAUUGCCAUUGCCUAUGGAUACAAUGAAAUAGAAAAAACUAUACCACAUAUGUCAACAAUUGCAGCAGAGUUUCCACUCAACAAACUUACUGACCAGAUACGAAUAGAACUUGCAGAGGCAGGAUUUACCGAGGCAUUGACUUUUUCUCUGUGUUCACGUGAAGAUGUAGCAGAUAAAUUGGGUUAUAAAAUAGAAGAUGUACCAGCAGUUCAUAUAUCUAAUCCAAAAACUUUGGAGUUUCAGGUUGCACGUACUUCACUCUUACCAGGAUUACUGAAAACGAUAUCUGCUAAUAAGAAAAUGCCGUUGCCUCAUAAAUUGUUUGAAGUUUCUGAUGUUGUAUUACGAGACGAUAAGACAGAAGUUGGUGCGCGUAAUAAUCGUCGUUUAUGCGCAGUAUAUGCUAAUAAAUCAGCUGGUUUUGAAAUCAUUCAUGGCUUAGUAGAUAGAAUAUUAUUAUUACUAGAAGUACCCUGGAGCACUAACAAAGACAAAAGCGGAUAUUAUUUGCAUGCAGCUGAUGACCCAACAUUCUUCCCUCAACGAUGUGCUGAAAUUGUUUGCAAUGGUGAAGUAAUAGGAAAAAUGGGAGUUUUACAUCCCAAUGUACUUUCAAAGUUUGAAUUAAAUGUUCCAUGUUCUGCUAUGGAAAUAAACAUUGAACCAUUUUUAUAAAGGAUGUUGUAAAGAUUAUGCCAAUGUUUGUGAGCGAGUAAACUGAACAGAUACAUCAUCUCUUCUCGUUGCCAUGCACUCGUUUCUGGCUACUCUGGCACGCCUAUCAACAUAAAGCGGUAUCCGUAUAUAAACAAUAUAUUAAAUAAUAAUAAUCGGAAAAAUUGAAAGAGAUAAAGCAUGAAAACGGCCAUUUUUCUUUUUUUCUAAGCAUUCUAAGUAACAGGUCGUCUUCAUUGUUCUUUUUUUAACGACCAUUUUACAUAUGAAUAGCGCAUGCUUUAUGCCGAUGGCUCGCCUAUCGCGUACGUCCUGUAGUCUAGCUACGCCUCUUAUUGCUUCACCGCAGAGUUUCAUCGUUGUCGCCAUUGUGUUUUGAAGAGCGUUCUCCCACCAUUUCGCCACGUGUCAUCAUGUUAAAAUGGGACAAUUUUGCUGUCGCGCGGAUUGGCUAAUCUUUAUAAAUUAAUAUCUAGUUAAUUAUUGUGGAAAUCACAAAAUGAUACGAGACUUUUUUUAUUCGAUUUAGUCGCUCUAUCAGCACAUGAUGGAUGA
Messenger RNA from Camponotus floridanus (Florida carpenter ant), 2559 nucleotides. RefSeq names its product phenylalanine--tRNA ligase beta subunit (gene beta-PheRS). The coding region runs from base 235 to 2004 and encodes 589 amino acids. Gene Ontology annotation, biological process: phenylalanyl-tRNA aminoacylation. Lineage: Eukaryota; Metazoa; Arthropoda; Insecta; Hymenoptera; Formicidae. The transcript has 14 exons. Gene Ontology annotation, molecular function: ATP binding; RNA binding; magnesium ion binding. Gene Ontology annotation, cellular component: cytoplasm; phenylalanine-tRNA ligase complex. The record is from RefSeq and is a predicted model, not a curated record.